This is a messenger RNA of Orbicella faveolata, 2908 nucleotides long. Its product is annotated as PHD finger protein 21A-like. The record is from RefSeq and is a predicted model, not a curated record. NCBI's taxonomy places the organism in Eukaryota, Metazoa, Cnidaria, Anthozoa, Scleractinia, Merulinidae.
GCAAGUUGUCUCGUUGCUGUACGUAUUUGGUCAUUUUAGUUCCCUUCAGAGACCGUGUACGGUACCCCUCGGCAGUUCAGCCUUUUUAUAAAUCGCCAAAAAUCCCCGCAAAGAACAAGCCUUGCUGUUCGAUGGAGUUGGAAAAAUUGCGGUCGCAGUUGACAAGCCAACUUCAGCAACAUCAGAUUCUUAUCCAACAAAUCAAGACAGAUCCACAGAAUCCCGACCUACAGAAAAAGUUACAGAGUCUUCAAGCACAUAUUACAAGCCUGAGCGAACAACAAAGUCAUGUGGUGAAACAGUUGAGACAAGAGCUGAUGAACAAGACAGAGUUUAGAGGAGAGGAGAAUAAUAUCAAGUCACCUCUUAGUGAUAACCAUUCAAACAAUAUAACAUCACAUGACAACAAAGAAGCUGUUUUUCCAACAAGUAAACCACUUGUCAAACUAGAGCCAACAACCAAAAUGGAGCUGGCAAUCAAAACAGAACCUUUGGAUGUUAAACCUGUAAAAAUUGCUCCUCCGCAAAAGCCACUACCAAUCCAGCUUCCUAGACUCAAACCCAAACCACCUCCUGUAGUUAUCGUUUCUCCACAGCAUGGAAAAAUUGAGUUUACUGGUCAAAGUGCUGCACCAGCAUUACAAAUGGGUCCUGUAUUUUCUCCUGUCCACACACAGUCAUCGAUAACAAGCCCCAUCAGUAUUCCAACACACUAUCAGCAGAAUAACAAACCCCGAAACAGUGCAUUUAGAAACAGUGCACGCUCAUUUACAUCUCAUCAUCUGCAACCAAUACUGCCACGUCCAGCUUCUCAAAAUGUGUUUAUACAGCCACAAGAGGUCACUAGCAAACCUAUGGAAAAGGCUUUUGAACCCAAAAAAAUGGAAUUCAUGGCUGCUUUGGGGCUAAUUACACCACAGACACUAAUCGAAAUUCAGCUCAAGAGACAAGAACGGAAAAGAAGGAGCACUUGUAUUUCUCCACAGAAUGCACUGGAUAUUGACCCAGAGCCCAAGAGAAUAAAGAAGAUAACAAUGUUACCUGUAAAGAGAGGUAGAGGUCGUCCACCUAAGUUUAACAGUGCACCAAACUCACCAAAACCCACGUCACCUGUUCCAAAUGGAAUUGGCUACGGGGAAAAUGGCAAGCCCAAAAAAUUCAAGUACAAACGUGUGAUAACAGCUGACUCUCCUGUAGAUGAGGACGACAAUCAUGAUGAAGUGUGUGCCAUAUGUAAAGAGAGUGGAGAACUUCUACUUUGUGAUACGUGUAAUUUAGUUUAUCACAUGAGCUGUCUUGAUCCUCCCCUCACGGCUGUUCCUCCUGGUCUGUGGCUGUGUCCAAAGUGUAAGGUAAGACACUCAACAUGGCUGGAAAAUUGCUCGAUUACCAGUUACUGUUCAGGAAAGAAGCCUGCGCUAACAAUAAUUUUCAAUUGUUGUGUUUUAGCAAAAGAAGAGGAAAAAAAUAAACUACUGAAGAGAAGUGAAGAAUUAAAGGCGGAGAGAGUUGAAUUAGAGGCAAAAGCAAAACAGCUUAGUAACGCAAUAAUGGAACAGAUGCAAGCUAAGAGUGAACUGUCUGCGAGUAACAAAUCAGCACAGAAUUCUGUAGAUAGAUUGAUAAAGUUUAUUGAGUUGGUGCAGAGUUUAUGACAACCAAUGUUAUUGUUUCCAUGGAAUAAAUACUGAUAAUAUUUAUUGAAACCGUUUUCAAAUUGGUUUACUAAUUGUUUAACAGAAGAGAUUUGCUACAUAAUGCCCUAUUGUAUGAACUAUUUUUUGGGUGCGCAGAUGUUUUGGUGCAUUUUGUAAGCGUUGUAGAUAAUAUACAUAAUUGAAAAAGAUUUGUUGUUGUUUUGUAAUAGAAAACAGAAAAAGUGGAUGCCAGUUGCAACAGUAAUAAAAGUAAAAGUUGAUAAGUAUCUGAAAGCGUUGUGUAUUUAUAUUUCACUUGAAUGAAUUUCAUUCUGCCCUAAACUGAAAAUGCUCACAACAUGUGUAAAAUAUGCUAAGGGUCACUCUCAGACCCACCCCCUUGCUGGAUGGGAACAUGGACCAGUGGCUCUAGGCCCCAUGGAGCCAUUUUCUGUCAUACAACUCGGGGACCACUCUGUAAACAUUUCUGUGCGAUUGCAUCAUGCUUUUGCCUUAAGGGGUCCCACCCCCAUUUCCAACGGCGACACAUACGACAUAGGUCAUUCCGUUUCUCGGGGUUACCUUAUUAUUAGGGGUAGCACGAGCCAAUUUUCAAGGGGCUCUCUAUUUACUUUGUUGGUUUUUACCGCAAUUUAUUGUCCCAUUUCCCUUUACAACCUGUAACAAAUACAUGUAUGUAGAAGGUCACUCUAUACUUCCCGCAUUGGCCUCGUCUAGCUUUAUUUUCCAUUCGGGGCCCGCCUCUUUCGCAGCAGCAGUCCUGGUCCUUUGAGGUCGUCACGCAAUGCUCCCGGUUUUGUGUCACGAGGGAGCAUAUGAAGGGAGUAGAGGGGUUUCAACAAGUCGCCCCAAGAUCAUGGUGAGGAUCGAAAAAUGGCCUUGAAAAACAAGCUAGGUAAGGUUAACCUUUAUAUUUUAAUAAAAUAUACAAAAGGAAUACUUGGGACACGGUGGAAGUUGCAAACAGGUAUUCGAGGUUCGAGGGGUUUUUUUUCAUUUCCGUGACACAAAGGUUCUGGGAAUAUGGGCAUUUGAUGGCCUAGAACUAUGGCUGGGCAUUUGGGCAAGUUACCAUUGUCUACCAUUGUCUACUUCGCGCUAGCCUGCGAGCAGGCUCUUCACGGGAAAAUGAGAAAGGAAGAACUGUUCUCAUGACAACCUUCCUCCCCUCCAUUUUUCCCGCGAAGGUAACUUCGCGCGUAAUGACAUGCAAUCUCCAUAGCAACAGUUGAGUUCAAUCCUUGUCGAAG